AGGCCGUCCCGGGCCAGCCGCAGGCUCUCCUCGGCCAGGCGGCGGCCGACUCGGAGCCUGGCGAGCAGUCGUCCAGGACGACGCAGCAGCUCAACAGGAGGAAGCGGCAGAAGCUGAAGAAGAGGAUGGGGCUGGCGGACCCCGAGGCGAAGCCCCAGCGCGCCUCCCUGGAGGACCUCCGGAUGCUCCAGUCGGCGUUCGACGCGGAGGGCAGCCUCGGGGGGGGCGCCCAGGCUGGCUUCGCCGGCGUCGGGCGCCUGGCCGCGGACCCCGCGGCGAGCUCGAGGCUGGAGCAAGCCUCUGUGUCCGCGGACGACACCGGCGACUGGGACAGCGACGUCGAGCAGGACUGGAUCGCUCAGCUGGACCGCUUGGAGUCGCAGUCGGAGCAGAGCGACCUCGCCAGGGACACCGGCUUCAAUGUCGUUUCCGAGGACGUCGACGAGUGGGAGGAGGACUGGGCGCAGCAGCUGGACGCGGCCAAGGCCGAGCGCGCCGCGGCCAACCCGCGGGGCGAAGCACGACCCAGCCGGCGCCGCGCACCCGGCGCCGCGUCCGACAGGCUGCGGCCAGCGGCAAAGGCGAAGCCUGACGCCGCCCCAGCGCAGCUGACAUCCGAGAAGAAGGGCAAGAUGCUGGGCUUCCUCGCUGCCAUGAAGGAGCCCGUGAAGCAAUGAGGCUGCCCACCUCCAGCCUCCUCCAUCUUCCAUCAGUCCCUCUUCCGGCUUCGUCCUCCCUCGGUCCUCCGAUUGUUCCUUCGCACUAGCACAGCGCAUGAACUCUUUUAACCUGCCAGGAGCUAGUAUAGGUCGAUGUGAGCAUUCGCGGGGAAGUGUAGUCACUCGAAGAAAAGCUUGGCCACAUCAUCAUGCUCCUCAUCCUGCCCAUUCAUCUUCUUCCCCUGUGCGCCCCACCCUGCCCUCCUCACAAUUUGUACCCCUCCCCC
Prorocentrum cordatum is the source of this 946-nucleotide messenger RNA. NCBI's taxonomy places the organism in Eukaryota, Dinophyceae, Prorocentrales, Prorocentraceae. The record is from the annotation of a GenBank genome assembly.